AUGUUUACAGACAAGGAGACGAAAUCAUCAGCAGUCUCUUGUGAUGCAGCUGUUCUUACUGGUCCUCGAGGUCUUCCUGGUCCUGUGGGUCAGAGAGGCAUGCCUGGGGUAGCAGGAACACAAGGCUUGUCAGGCUUACAAGGUUUACCAGGAGCAUUUGGAAAGACGGGAGAUCCAGGUCCGGUUGGCCCACAAGGUCUUCCUGGUCGUGUUGGCCCAGCAGGUCAGAAAGGGUCAAUUGGUCUGUCUGGUGAGAAGGGUGUACCUGGAGUGAGAGGCAAGGCUGGACCAAAAGGAGAAAAAGGCAACAUUGGAUUGCGAGGUUUUGUUGGAUUGAAAGGAGAACGAGGUGACGUAGGACCAAAAGGUGAAAAUGGAGUAAAAGGAGAAGUUGGUCGGAGAGGAGAUGAAGGUAUUGAAGGUCCAGUGGGUCCAAGAGGUUUACAAGGAGUUAGAGGAUUUCCUGGAUCCAAAGGAGAGAAAGGUUCACAAGGUUUGCAAGGCAUUCCUGGAUUAACUCCACUUUCUGAAAUAAAGAAACUUGAACGUUUGGUGACAAAAUUAUACAAUGAACUGAAGGUUUCUUGAGUUUCAUAUGGUGAUGAAGCUGGUACAUGCAACAUGAGCAAAUCAGGUUAUCUGUUCUACCACAAUACUAAUAAAUCGCUGCUAUAUUUUGUGAUUCUGAGCAGUGGGUUGAGCUUAGAUCAUGGAAAUCAUAUGAAUCUUGUUCUGCUGUUGAACAUAAGAUCAACUCUAUUCAGUUUGUGCAGAGAGUCAAUUCUCU
Corticium candelabrum is the source of this 787-nucleotide messenger RNA. RefSeq names its product collagen alpha-1(X) chain-like. Gene Ontology annotation, biological process: extracellular matrix organization. The coding region runs from base 1 to 588 and encodes 195 amino acids. The transcript is spliced from 8 exons. Lineage: Eukaryota; Metazoa; Porifera; Homoscleromorpha; Homosclerophorida; Plakinidae. Gene Ontology annotation, molecular function: extracellular matrix structural constituent conferring tensile strength. The record is from RefSeq and is a predicted model, not a curated record.